This is a messenger RNA of Bacidia gigantensis, 2802 nucleotides long. RefSeq lists its product as uncharacterized. Bases 1 to 2802 code for a protein of 933 amino acids. The transcript has 2 exons. The record is from RefSeq and is a predicted model, not a curated record. Lineage: Eukaryota; Fungi; Ascomycota; Lecanoromycetes; Lecanorales; Ramalinaceae.
AUGUCUGGACGUAGCGCCUAUGUGCGCGCAAAGAACAACCAACAAGCUGGCGGUGGUGGUCGACAGACCUCAUUCAAGCAAUACUCGGAUUUUGCACCAGACGAACCCUACAUCUACGGCUACACAGGUCCACCACAUGGCAUGACAAGACCUGUCGCUUCUUCGAGCAACUCGUAUGUCUCACAUCCUCCUCCUCAUCUGCGCCGGCGGUCACAUUCCUCUGCCGGAAGUGUCUAUGGCCAUCCUGGUGCUCCCCACCUGCACAAGCCUCGACCAAUCGUCAUCGCAUCGGCCAUUGAGAAGAGCGAUUUCCGAACGCACCUCGAUGGAAUGAGCUCGACGUUGAGAGGAAAGCUGGGUGGGUUGAUGAAGGUCAACAAGAAGGAUGCAACCCCUUCGGACAAGCCCAGGCGUCGGCCAGAGACAUCUUCAGCCGACUCGGAAUUCGAGUUCAAUUCAAGAAGCACCGAGCUUACGACUCCUUCAGUUGGCGCAGUACCGUCGUUGACUAAUAGCACUGCACCCUCCGAAGGAUUGGAACCCGGAAAGUUGAGCACGCAUCAUUCAUACUCAUUGCCGACACGUCAGAGACAAACUCAAGAGGCUGUAAUUCACAAGAUUAGGAGAUUUGAAGGAGGUGGUAAGCUACCGCAGCUCGGAUGGAAGUCGUUAUCCAAUGCUCCAUCCGUGAUAUUGACCGCAACGCAGAAUCCCGAGCUGUGGGACGAAAGCGGCGACACCUUCGUCUACAUGUACAUGCGAGGCUCUAAGACCAAGCCGCCUCCGUCCUUCCGCAUCGACUCGAGAGUAAUCUAUGAAUCCGGGCCUGCAUUCUUCAUUGAUCAAUUAGAGAACGUACAAGAGCCGGAAGGCUGGCCUCGAUUCGCUCCCAAUGGGGAUGACAUGGACAUGGAUGACCCAACAGAAUAUCACGGAGAAGUCUUUGGUGGUGCUCGCUCCCCGACCAUGCUACGAUCUGAUACCAGUGCCAGCGACGUGAUACGACCUGCCGGCCCAAAAAGACAAUGGACUCAGAAAGCGCCUCCUGGUAUUAAUUACGAACUUUACAUACCUUGGCCUGGCGCCGAGACUGGGAUUCACUCAACUAUAUGGCACAUCACUACCCGAAAUUACUUCGCCGUCAUGUACGAUGCCAGUGCUCUUGUCGGUACCACGCUGCUCGAGGCUUUGACCAAAAUCUUUGAACGUGUGAAGGCCAAUCCUGACUAUCUUGACAGGAGUGUUAGUAGAGUAGCAUGGAUCACCGACUACAUUGUUCGUCACAAAUUCGAUGAUGUUCGAAACAACCCUUCCUAUGCUGCUUCGCUACUUGCAUUUAGCGAGAUUCCGGACAUACAGUGGCGAGAAGGCUACAUCGAGGCGUUCGUGCACUGUGUGGGUAUGUUGGAUCUUGGAUUGCAAACUAUCCCCGAAUGGAAAUACAUCACUCCUCAAACAAAGAUGUUCCUGCAAAAUGCCAGCAUGGAAAUAGAAGAGCGAAUCCACCGCGCUCAAGGCUGGCUUCUCACCUUCGAUUUCACUGAACUAUGGCCAGUCACCGUCAGCACCCAAUCCGCCGCAAGGGGCUGCUUUGACCGGUUGAGGAAGUGGUUUUGCAAGUACUAUGAGAACGCAUUCUUGCAUUGGCCGCCAACACAUGAUAUGACAUGGUUGACAAGGGACAUGGUUGUUCGCUUGGCGGACGACUUCUACAGUCUUUAUGACUACCUUGUUGACCGUGACAUUAUCUUCGAUGGCUCAGAAUAUCGACCCGGUCAGAAGUGGGCCAUAACAUCGCGCAGUGGGCAGAAUUUCCGUGCCGACUCGUACGAACUUCCUAUCACCGAUAUGCUUACAAAUUUCGACAAUAGCAACAAUCUCCCUCACAUACCUCACCCAUACCCCCUGACGCCUACUAGUGUUCCCGUCGCCUCUAAACCGAAGUCCGCAUUUUCCCUGAAGAAAGGCCCGACGCAAGCAGAACAGCUAGCACAGACACGACGAAAAGCGCUCUCCUACGCCGAAGCUUCCAACGUCUACACCCUCCGCGACCAAUACAUGCAUACUGACCUCGUCACUAAUUUCAUUCGUUUCGAACAAUCCGACUCGGUCGAAGGGCUUGACCCGUUCGAAGCUCGUCGAGGCCGAUGGGUCCUCAUAUACGGUAUACUUCAAAUUCUUGCGACAAUCAGCGUGGACUCACCCAAUCUGCGCUAUCGAGAUGGCGCACAAUAUCAUCUGUGCCCGCAAAUGAAAGGUGUCGUUCCAUGGGCCGAACGUGGCGCUCCACCGGAGGAAGAACCAGAGCACAUGCGCUCCCAUUGCUGGACAGUGCCACACACCUGGGGCCCAGCUCAACCCAAAGCCCGACCAAAUGCACACAAGCCGAUACUCUGGGGUCAGUACGGCGAUGGUCGGUCUCGAUAUAACGACGACUCGGCAACGGCAACUGUGAAGCACGAGGGCUCACUCCCAGCCUUUGGAGCUGCAGCUACUGGUAAGACUGUAACGGACGUCAACACGAGCCGCAAACGGGCAGAGGAAUGGGUCAACAGUACACCAACAAAUGCCGGAGACGUGACGAGCGAGACAGGCAUGACGAUCGAUACAGCGGAUCAGAUGGCGUUGAGCGAGAGAACGGGGUCUGCGGGCAAUGCAGCCAAGAGCACGAAAAGUGGACGAGAAACAAGCCCGGGUAGCGUCAACGAUAUCUAUGAGAACGAGAGCUUGAAGCUGGAAGCUAGGCGAAGAAGAGCGAAGGUGCAUGGGUUCACGGAUUUUGAGCCCCCGAAGGAAUGGUGA